UAAAACACCAGGUGCCAAGGGCAUCCAUCAGAGCAUCUUGAUUCAAGAGGGAAGAAGCCACCAGCUCCUCUUCAUUUCCUAAUUUUAUCCAAAGAGUACUCUCUGGAAAUGGCCUCAGAAAUCCACAUGAAAGGCCCAGUGUGCCUCAUCAAGAACUCUGGUGAGCAGUUGGAGGUCUACCAGGAAGCACUGGACAUCCUGUCUGCUAUCCAAAAUCCUGUAGUGGUCGUAGCAAUAGUGGGCUUCUACCACACAGGCAAAUCCUAUCUGAUGAAUAAGCUGGCUGGAAAACAGAAGGGCUUCUCCCUGGGCUCCACUGUGCAGUCUCACACCAAGGGCAUCUGGAUGUGGUGCAUGCCUCAUCCCCAGAAGCCAGAACAUACCCUCGUUCUGCUUGACACUGAGGGCCUGAAAGACAUGCAGAAGGGUGACAACCAGAAUGACUGCUGGAUCUUUGCCUUGGCCGUCCUCCUCAGCAGCACCUUCAUCUACAACAGCAUAGGAACCAUCAACCAGCAGGCCCUGGACCAGCUGCAUUAUCUGACAGAACAGACUGAUCUAAUCAAAUCAAAGUCAUCACCUCAACAGAGUGAUGUAGACAACUCAGCUAACUUCGUGGGCUUUUUUCCUGUCUUUGUGUGGACUCUGAGGGAUUUCUCCCUGGAUCUGGAAAUUAAUGGAAUAUCCAUCACUCCUGAUGAGUACCUAGAGACUUCACUGGCUCUGAGAAAAGGAACUGAUGAGAACACUAAAAAAUUUAAUAUGCCUCGACUGUGUAUCAGGAAGUUAUUCCCAAAGAGGAAGUGCUUCAUCUUUGACAGGCCCGGAGACAGGAGGCAACUUUCCAAACUAGAGUCAAUACAGGAGGACCAGCUGAAUAAAGAAUUUGUAGAACAAGUUGCAGAAUUCACCUCAUACAUCUUCAGCUAUUCUGAUGUCAAGACUCUGUCUGGUGGCAUUAGAGUCAAUGGACCACGUCUAAAAAGCCUGGUGCAGACCUAUGUCAGUGCCAUCUGCAGUAGAGAUCUCGCCUUCGAGGAGAGUGCUGUUCUGACUUUGGCCCAAAUAAAGAACUCAGCAGCAGUGCAAAAAGCCAUCGCCUACUACGAAGAACAGAUGAAUCAGAAGAUCCACAUGCCCACAGAAACCCUACAGGAGCUGCUGGACAUGCACAGGACCUUUGAGAGGGAGGCCAUUGAGGUCUUCAUGAAGAAUUCUUUCAAGGAUGUAGACCAACAGUUCCAGGAAGAAUUAGGGGCCCAGCUGGAAGCCAAGCGAGAUGCCUUUGUUAAGAAGAACAUGGACAUGUCAUCUGCUCAUUGCUCAGACUUACUGGAGGGCCUCUUUGGUCAUCUGGAAGAAGAAGUGAAGCAGGGGACAUUUUAUAAACCAGGAGGUUACUACCUUUUUCUUCAAAGGAAACAAGAGCUGAAGAAAAAGUAUAUCCAGAUUGCUGGAAAGGGACUCCAGGCUGAAGUGAUGCUGAGAAAAUACUUUGAGUCCAAGGAGGAUUUGGCUGAUACACUUCUAAAGAUGGACCAGUCACUCACAGAAAAGGAAAAGCAGAUUGAAGUGGAACGUAUAAAAGCAGAAGCCGCAGAGGCAGCAAACAGAGCAUUGGCGGAAAUGCAAAAGAAGCACGAGCUGCUGAUGGAACAGAAAGAACAGAGUUAUCAAGAGCACAUGAAACAGCUGACUGAGAAGAUGGAGCAGGAACGGAAAGAGUUAAUGGCAGAGCAACAAAGAAUCAUAUCCCUUAAACUUCAGGAACAGGAAAGACUUCUCAAGGAAGGAUUCCAGAAUGAGAGCUUGCAACUACGUCAAGAGAUAGAGAAAAUCAAGAACAUGCCUCCACCUUCACCAUGCUCCAUACUUUAAAAUUUGAACAGACUAAAGCUCUCUACCCUGUUUCCACUCAUCAAGGAAUAAACUUUGGACACAGCUUUGGACAGUGACACAGCUUGGCACUGAAUGAGACUUGAACACAGUGACACUUUAUUAGGAAGAAGCGAGAAAUAAAGUUCACAAAGUGGAGUUUAUAUGUGAAAAGAAUGUUUGGCUUAUGAGGUGACUCAGUUCAUGUUUGUGUUAGAAGUAAAGAUUCAUGUGAUUUUUAAUCGGUCUUAUAUUUGAUACUGUAAACAUGGACUCUGUAGACAUACUAAAUUGUAUUGUUGGGAUUGGUUUUUACAACACAGUGAUAUGGCACCUCUGUUCGGUUAAGACCUUUUUGAUUCACACAUACCCUUUCUGGAUAUUCUUAGUCAUGUGCUCAUAAGGAAUUCAAAGAUGUAGCUUGCCCUAAGCUGGGAUUGGCAUGUUGUAAACAUGAUAAAAGUCUGAACAUAACCAUAGGACACAGCUCCUAGGGUCUCAUGAUGUCUGCAGACAUUGGUUCCCAGGGUAGACAAUGGGCAGUGCUCAAUGUGGGAAGGCUCUGUGGCUGCUGGGAGAGCAGAGAAACUCAUUGGAGAGUGGGAGAAAUUUCCCUCCAGACAGAAUGCAUAGGUGAGUGGGAGUUGCACCUCCCCCAUUUAGAGAACUUCUUGUUUUCUUUCAUGCUCCAGCCUACUGUGUUUCCUUAAUAAUCUCUCUUUUUAUUUUCUAAAAACACUUUCUCCUUAUAAGAGUUUUAGAAUGACUUCUACAAUCACAGAAUGGAGAACUCAAAAUAAAUUUCGUUCUAUUCCUGUGAGGCUCAUGAUCACAGUGCCACCUCUUGUGAAACCAACCUUCAUUUUUAUCUUUCUUUUGCUGCUAUGACAUGAUUUGCAUAUCUCUGAGGAUAAAUGCCUUCUACAAUGUGGCAGAAGCACGGGUUAAGUGAAAGCUGUUAAUAAAAAUGAUCAAGC
This is a messenger RNA of Mus caroli (Ryukyu mouse), 2852 nucleotides long. NCBI's taxonomy places the organism in Eukaryota, Metazoa, Chordata, Mammalia, Rodentia, Muridae. The record is from RefSeq and is a predicted model, not a curated record.